This is a messenger RNA of Gadus chalcogrammus (walleye pollock), 1808 nucleotides long. Its product is annotated as E3 ubiquitin/ISG15 ligase TRIM25-like. The record is from RefSeq and is a predicted model, not a curated record. Bases 134 to 1225 code for a protein of 363 amino acids. Gene Ontology annotation, molecular function: zinc ion binding. Lineage: Eukaryota; Metazoa; Chordata; Actinopteri; Gadiformes; Gadidae. The transcript has 2 exons.
UGGUGAUGCUCACUUCAUUACAGCAGUCAGAAGACCCAGGUAAUUUACUCCACUCUGAUCCGGGAUUCAUCAUAAAUUUCCGUAACUUAUCGAUCAUAUCAAUAGGAAAGGUACUAUUUUACUAUCAUCAGGAAUGGCCUCUGCGACAUUGUGGUCUGAGGAGGACUUCUCCUGUUCCAUCUGUCUGGAUGUGUUCAACAGCCCAGUUACCACACCAUGUGGACACAACUUCUGCAGAGCCUGUAUUACAGUGUUCUGGGAUGACAUAGUCCAGUUCAAAUGUCCUGUCUGCAACGAGCUGUUCCACACAAGACCUGUUUUACGGGUUAAUACCCUCAUAUCAGGGAUGGUUGAUCAGUUUAGAAGUUCUGUACGAGUCAAAGAGCAGCCUUGCGUUGAACCCGGAGAAGUUCCUUGUGACGUCUGUACUGGGACCCAGCUGAAGGCAGUGAAGUCCGGCCUGGUGUGUCUUAUCUCUUACUGCCAAACCCACCUGGAGCCACAUCAGAGAGUCGCAGGCCUGAAGAAACAUCGGCUGGUCGAGCCUUUAGACCGUCUGGAAGACAGGAUGUGUAAGAAACACAAUCAACUUCUGGAGCUCUUCUGCCAGACUGACCAGGUGUAUGUUUGUCAGUUCUGCACAGUGACAGACCACAAGUCACAUCCUGUUGUACCUCUGAAGGAGGAAUAUGAAGUGAAGACGGCCCAGCCGGGGAAGAUAGAGGCUGAAGUUCAGCAGAUGAUCAAGGAGAGACAACGAAAGAUUAAAGACAUCAUAGACACGGUGGACCACAGCAAAGCAGACGCAGACAGAGAGAUAGCCGAUGGUGUUCAGGUCCUCACUGCUCUGAGUUGCUCUGUUGAAAAGUGUCUGGAUGAUCACAACAAAACGGUUCAAGAGAAACUGAAAUCCACAGAGAAAGAAGCUGAAGGCCUCAUCAAAGAGCUGGAGCAGGAAAUAAAAGAUCUGACCAAUAGAAGCUCAGAGGUGAAGCAGUUCACCCAAACUGAAGACCACCUCCACCUCCUCCAGACCUUCAGAUCCCUGAAGGAUCCUCCACCCACCAGGGACUGGACGACGGUGGAGGUCCGUCCUCCAUCAUACGUUGGGACCUUGAGGAGAGCCCUGGAUCAGCUGGAGGAGACACUGAACAUGGAGGUGAAGAAGGUGCCUGACCUGAGAUCAGUUCCACACAAGUGUAAGUGUCUGUUUGGUUUGAUUUAGGGCUGUCAAAUGUACAUUCAAUAUUAAAAUAUUCUUCAAAUAUAAAGAAAUAUUUUACAUUCAAACUAAAUUAAACAUGUCAGAUGUUUUUCCCUUAAGAUAUGAGUGCCACCGUGUAAAAUAAGUUUGAGAAGAUAACCUUACAUUAAAAAAUGUAAUGCAAAAACACAUAGCAUGCUUGCACACUCACAUCCAUAUGGCCCGUCGGCCUCCUCGGGAACGGGACUCGGCUGCAGCGGUCCGUCCUGGGAGCGUAUCCCGGUCCGGUCCUCGGUCCGGUCCUCGGUCCUACACUGGACCCACACGUGUCUCAUCAGCCCGUCUCCGCCCCCCUUUAUAUACCGCUCACCUGCGUCUGAUCGGCCUCCCUCGCGGGUGUUUCCUCUGAGCCAAUGCGCCAAUGCGGUCCCCGGCGCCCUCUGGGUGAGAAGGGUGAUAGACCCCCUCACCACCGGUCCCCUGGGCUUCAGGGCCGCUGUGUCGGGCCGGGUUACCACAAUGUGUUCAAAACAUUGUUGUAUUAUAUUCAUAACGUUGUUGUUAAUACAUUCAUAAUAUCGUUGUUGUUUUCAUAACGGUAUUG